AAAUACAAAUGUAUAUGAUGAAUUAAUUUUUCUACGAUUUAUGAUCGUAGAGUUUGUUAAACACAUUAGCGUUACAUCUAGGAGAUAAAGUAUAUAUUAAUGAAUAUUCCACCCAAUGUUUAUUUUGACAUAUUGACUGGAAAUUGAGCCAAAGACCUGUAGAGAUUUUCUUCUUGUAAAAAGCGGUUAAUGAAUAAUACAAUUUGUACGCUUUUGCAUGUUGUGUUGGUGAAAAGGGACACAUAGGUAGGAAACGUGUUUGAAAUCAUGUCAGCUACAAAGGUCGGAUAGUAGGUGCGUACGACUCGGAUCAUUAUAUUUGCACCUACCUUUUAUACUUUGUGUCUAUGUGUCACGUUCAAUUUCAAUUGUGUCUAUAUAUUGCUUCAAACUAUUAUGUUGAUAUUACAUUUUAAUAUGGUAUUAAUACGAUGUGUUGCUUCAGAAUGAUUUAUUCAUAUUUACCAUUCAUGUGAAAAGGAUGAAUAUAUGAAACUUACUAUGUGUAAGUUUAACAUUAACAAUAAUAUAAUGAUGUAACAUUGAAUGAACCAAAUUGGAAACUAUGUCAAAUAGAGGUAUACGGAUACAUCGCCAGGUUGCAGUUCAAGUAUCAGUGGAUAUUGUUAUUUGGUUUUCCGUUGCAGUGCCUGUGUUAUUCUUAUUUCUACACGGCACACCGUAUGAUAGAGGGUUUUUCUGCGAUGAUGCAACCUUAAGUUUUCCGUACAAACAAGACAAACUAUCUACAUCUUUGCUGCUGGUAGCUGGCGUCAUUGUAUCUGUUUUAGUGAUUGUGAUAACAGAGGUAUUGAACAGUAUCGAUAUAAAAUGUCGUCGACAAUGUCUUUCAUCCGAUGUAAUAGUGCAUUGUGUCAAGAACUAUGCUAUUUUCCUAGCUGGUUUCAUUUUACAACAGUUUGUGGUAGAAGUCGUGAAAAGCAAGAUGGGCGUAUUGAGACCCAAUUUUUUUGACGUGUGUAAACCACAGUUUAACAUGUCAGUAUGUCCAGGCUACAUUACGAACUACACAUGUACAGGCGAUGAUACUAAGGAGAUACGGGACAGUCGACUAUCAUUCCCGUCCGGUCACUCUUCCUUAUCAAUGUAUAUAGCAGUUUACUUUUGUAUGUACAUUGAAGAUCGUUUGAAGAUAAGUUUCUCCCGCAUAUUAAAGCUGUUUCUGCAAGCAGCUCUUAUUUUUAUAGCCAUUCUUUGUGGUGUUGACCGGAUCAUAGACAAUAAGCACCAUCCAUCAGAUGUCGUUUCAGGAUUUCUGUUAGGAGUUGUUGUCGCGGUGUUUGUGUAUUAUAAAGUCGGGAAGAGUGUUUUAAUAUCGCCCUGUGCUACUGCAGAAAUGCAAAUCAGUAACAAAUCAUGUGACUGUUGCACAUGUGGACAGACGCCGGAAGUGGAACCACAAACACCCAUGCCGCUCUUACAAAAUGAAGAUUUGAAUGGUUUCGGUUGCCAGAGCAGCACAGAAGUAAAAACGCACAUAUUAUUAGACACACCUUUUAAAGCUCGACGUCAUUUGUCAACACCAAUAACACCUACAUACAAAACAGAAGACGUAGUCUGACCUAAUGUCACAUGCAAAGGAUAGUGCGAUGCAUUUCACAGACCGUCUGAAUGUAGGAAAUGAUAAAACUUACUUCAGAAUGAUGUUUUUACGAAAUGAACGCAUAUACAUUUCCUUUGAAAAGUGUUAAGGAAUGAGAAUUACGUGCCACAAUUUCGUGAACAACAAACAUCUGUACCAUGGAAAACAUGGAGUGGAAAUACGUAUGAUAUUUCUUAUAUUGGUGAGAUAGAUGGAUUAGUGUCACAUUAUUAAGAGAUUUCCAAGGCAAUCUGAAUUUCCAAUUUGUGCAAAUUCCGGACAUAAGACGGAUGACUUUCAUAUUUUGCUGAAAUUUGCAUAAAACUAAUUUCAUUUACUAACAUGAUUUGCGAAAGCAAUAAAAACUGGCAGAUGUACAAAUGAGUUGGAGUUUCUUUUGCUUUCAAUUGUUAUCAUUACAUAACACUUAGCAAUGAAAAUCGUGUUAUAAUUUAUUAUAACUGAGAUUACAUGUCAAAUGUAAGAUAUUUAUAGGCAAUUCAUAAUCAGAAAUAAAGUUUAUAAAACA
Mercenaria mercenaria is the source of this 2132-nucleotide messenger RNA. Its product is annotated as phospholipid phosphatase 1-like. The record is from RefSeq and is a predicted model, not a curated record. Gene Ontology annotation, molecular function: phosphatidate phosphatase activity. The coding region runs from base 566 to 1582 and encodes 338 amino acids. The transcript is spliced from 6 exons. Gene Ontology annotation, biological process: signal transduction; phospholipid dephosphorylation; phospholipid metabolic process. NCBI's taxonomy places the organism in Eukaryota, Metazoa, Mollusca, Bivalvia, Venerida, Veneridae.